Messenger RNA from Tripterygium wilfordii, 1547 nucleotides. RefSeq names its product F-box/LRR-repeat protein At3g59190-like. The coding region runs from base 1 to 1365 and encodes 454 amino acids. Gene Ontology annotation, molecular function: protein binding. The transcript has 3 exons. The record is from RefSeq and is a predicted model, not a curated record. Lineage: Eukaryota; Viridiplantae; Streptophyta; Magnoliopsida; Celastrales; Celastraceae.
AUGGAUGCGAUUUGUAUGUCGUCGAGUCCAAAAAGACAGAAGAUUGAUGAAGGAGAAAAGGUGGGUGAGAAUGAAGAUAGAAUCAGUCAAUUGCCGGAUUGUAUUCUCCAUUGCAUCCUGUCUCUCCUUCCAACUAAAGAUGCUGUAGCAGCUUGCAUACUGUCUAAAAGGUGGCAGGAUCUAUGGAUCUCAGUUACCAACUUAGACUUAAAAUGCCCUGGUAACUACAGAAAGGGGGAAGACUGGAAGAAAAAGAGCUUCACUCAUUUCAUGGAAAAAGUGCUUCUGCACCCUUCUUCGAAUAUUAAGAAGUUCCGUCUCUCACUUGAUGAUUCUCUUCAUCAUUCAUUUCUCAAUACUUGGAUCCUUGCUGCUGUUAGACGACAAGUUCAAGAGCUUCGUCUCUCACUCCCUCAAAGAAACUUUUUGUUGCCCGACUGUCUUUCUACCUGCAGUACAUUAAGUACAUUGAAACUCAAAGUAGAUAUUUUGAAACUUCCUGGAUCCUUCUGCCUUCCAAACCUCACGGUUUUACAUCUUUGUGACCUUCACUUCGGAGACAAUGUUUCUACCCAUAAAUUAUUUUCUGGUCUAACAGUUCUUGAAGAAUUGGAAUUGACUCGUUGCAAAUGGAGAAGGGUCCAUUCGACAAUCUCUAUCUCAACGCUAAAGAUCUUAGCUUUGGAUACUCUGGAUAUUUCUUUCUACGCUUCUGAAGCUUUCCAUAACGGAAGAUGUCAUCUCAGGGUGUAUGUAGAAAAUCUUAUUUACUUCAGUUUUACAGGUGACUUGAAAGUCGAUUUGCUUCUAGUAAACUCGUCUUUGUUAGUCGAUGCAUCUAUACUCCUGGAAGGCUCUGUGAGGAUGAGGGAUGACAAAGCUUCAUCCCAUGCAGCUAAUCUCUUCGAUGGAAUUCGGUUUGCUAGAUCAAUAAAAAUUGAUGAUGACACCAUGAAGCGUCUCUUUGAUAUUGUGGAGGAGGUGAAGAUGAUCCCUAAAUAUGGUUAUCUGACCUCUUUGGAAGUGAAUGCAACAGUGAUGAGGGAAACAAGUUAUGUCCUGAAGGACUUUCUUCGAAAUUCACCUAUCCUUGAAUCUCUUGUUGUUAAGAAGGUACAUGGUGGAAGGUGGAGUCGGUGUCCUAUGUUGAGUCUCAAAACAUGUAGCCUGAAAUAUUUUAGUGGACUGGAGCCAGAGAUAAGUUUUUUGACGUUUGUUUUGAAGAGGUGUGCAGUGUUGGAGAGGAUAAAGGUUUACUGUGAAAAAUGUCUGUCAAGAAAUCCUGAGAAGCUAGAGUGCAUUUCCAAGCAGCUAGAAAAAGCACUACCCAAAGACUCGAAGAGUUGUGUAAUUGAGUUUCUGUAAAACAUAUGAUCUUCCUUUGGUUUAAAGAACUCGAAGUUCAUGGUCUGAAAUCGUUUUUGAUCGAGUUUGUUUCUGUCCCCUUGUUGUUAAGGAUGUUCUUGGCAGGUAUAUCUAUUGUCCUUUUUACUUGUUCUUGGCAGGUAGUAGUCUAGUGCUCGUCAUUUUCACCAUGGGGAUUGAUG